Mesorhabditis spiculigera is the source of this 1872-nucleotide messenger RNA. Lineage: Eukaryota; Metazoa; Nematoda; Chromadorea; Rhabditida; Rhabditidae. The record is from the annotation of a GenBank genome assembly.
AUGCAGGGGAGAGAGCUGGAAUCACUUGGGUUUCCGGGUCCAUCCCAUGUCCGCCAGGCCCUUCAAAAGGCCAAAAAGCCGGCCACCCUCAUCGCGGCGGUCAAGAAAUUUCGCGCCGAAAAUGGGCUGAGGAUGCCCUCCCUCUACCCAGCGCUCAAGCUGCUCGAUUUGCAUAACGUGCGCCGCGUGGAUUUUCAUGAUGCCGUGGCCAAUGACUUGGGCGAAAAAUUGGUCGGGCGGCUGAGGGAGUUGGGAAAGAGCAAGGAUCCUGAGGCGCAAAAGAAGCUGGAGACGCAGCUGGAGAACAGUUUCAAGCUGUAUCGUGUCCCCCAAGUGAGGCCGAUCGUGUUGGAGACGUUGAAGCAGAUGCAACGCGUCCCGGACAGGUACCUGAAAAUCAUCGUUUGUGAUGAGGAGCUGUAUGGAGAGUGCGCGGUCACGGUUAGACAGCAGAUAUGGCUCAAAAACGGGGAUUUAUUCACGCAAACCGUUGCCCCUGUUCUCGCACAGUACAUUGUGGCCAAACGGAAUUUGGAAUGCAACAUUGACCCGUCGACCACCAACUUUUUCAACGCGGAAACGACAAAGACGAGGCGGCAACAGCCCCAGGUCCAAGAAUUGACGCAAAUGAUCGGGGAGCACGAGCAGCUGUACGAGAAGGUGAUGGACAUCAUCAAGGCGAGAUACGCGGAAACCGGCAACGCCCAUUUCUGCUCUCUGAAAAUGGAGCUGCUGAUGGCGGCCCACGACGCGAACAUCGAGACGUCAACCCGGAUCGACCCGGGCUACGAGCUGGCGAAAUGCCUGGACGCUUGUGUACGCGAACGGCAUAUGGACAACAAUUUGGCCACCCGUUUGAGAAGUGCGCUCGAGAAGAAAUUGGAGCCUGAGGAAUUGGCCGAUGUGGCGAUGGUGGCCUGGGACACGCAUGUCGUCCAUUUUCUGUGCUCCAUCAUUGUAAAGCUUCUCCGCGAUUCCUCAGCGCUUCCGCGCGAUUCGCAGAGUAUGCAGCUGCUCAUCAAAGUAUUGGCCCUGGGCGCUAAUAGUCAUAAAAUCGUCUCCUCGCCCGAGACAAUUCCCAGCAACCUGAUCGACGCGAUAUUUUUCACGAAAUUCCUGCCAACGCUGGGGAAAAUGGUGGUGGAGGACGUGAUGCGGAUUGAAAUCGCCAAGGGGACAAUGGACGUCAGCGAGGAGUUCAGCCACAGCACCCUCCUCAGCGAGGCCCCAGACGUGGCAAUGACUUUUGUGAAGGCCGAUAUGUGCGCCUCGUUGCUGUGGCUUCACCAGAUGAUCGAAAUGUUUCCGAAUAAGAAGCGAGGCGUCGAUAUGAGGGGAUUUUUACGAUACGCUCGGCAUAUGCACGAAUUGAGGGGAAAGUUAGCAGUGCACGGGCCGUGGGGGCAUUUCCUGAUCCACCGUAUGAUAUCGGCCGCCAUUUCCGAGGGAAUACUCGCCGAUGACGCCUGUUUCCGCAUCCUGAUCGAUCGGCUGCUAAUCGAGAAUUUAAAGGAAGAACCCAACGUGAAAUACCAUCUUCUGCGGAUCGUCUAUCAAUUACACGGCCAAUUGGGCAUACAAAAAUCGAGCGAGCUGAUGGAGCAGAUUUCCCCGGAGAAUCUCGGCGAGCUACCAGAGGCUGAAAAGGAAAAAUACGAUAAGGACUACAACAAAACGCUUGAGCGCAUCACGCCAAAGCCGGAAGAAGAGGCGCCGCCCCAGCCGAUGCCCCAGAUGACCCCAGCACAUCCGAUGAUGGGGCCACCGACAGCGCAGAAAAUCGGCCCAAAAAUGCACCCAUCGAUGACGCCCGGGCCGCGGCAAUUCGCCACCCCAGGCCCAACACGCCCACAAUUCAUGACGCCACGACAU